Messenger RNA from Cryptosporidium ubiquitum, 3759 nucleotides. Its product is annotated as secreted insulinase-like peptidase. The coding region runs from base 1 to 3759 and encodes 1252 amino acids. The transcript has a single exon. Lineage: Eukaryota; Apicomplexa; Conoidasida; Eucoccidiorida; Cryptosporidiidae. Gene Ontology annotation, molecular function: metal ion binding. The record is from RefSeq and is a predicted model, not a curated record.
AUGAACUUAAAGAUGUUACCAUUUGGGUUUCUAAUACUGCUCUCUCUUAGUUUACAGUCAUGUUUAGCUUCUGAUAUAGUUUUAACAGUAAACAAUUCAUCUAAUAGUGAUGUUUUUGCAGAAUCAGGUGACAAAAUAAUUAAGAACGAUUCUUUGGCACUUGGUGGUCAAUACUAUAUAGGUGGACUAAAUAGAAUAUCAGAGUACAGGGCCAAGAAGAACAUUAAUGAUGCUUAUAAUAAUUUCUACGAUGAAGAUUUUGUCAAAUCAAUCAAGGAUUCAAACAAGUACAGUUUUAUUCGCCUAAAAAACGACAUUCAAGUUUUCCUCGUAUCACAAAGAUCUAGCUCAUUUUCUUCAAUCACUUUAGGAGUUAGAGUAGGUAGUUCCAUGGAACCUAAAAAACUCCCAGGUUUGGCAACUUUGUUAAGUGAACUAUUAUUUUAUGAAUGGAAGAGGCCUGUGGUUGGUCAGACAACACCAUACGAUCUUUUUAUUUCCAGUAACUCCGGAGUUUUUAAAACAAAAGUGGCUCCAUUUUUGACCGAAUACUAUUUGUCUGUUAAGCAAGAGUAUUUUUCCGAAGCUCUAAUUAAGUUUGGAUCAUAUUUGAAGGGCUUCAACCCGAAAAGAAUUUAUCUGGAACCAGCAAUGGAAACACUUCAGUCAGAGUUUGAGUCAUUAGCGGGUUUUAGCUCAAUUAGGCUAAAACAGAUUCUUAAAGAACUUUCUGCGGAGGGGCACGUUAACCAUGGGUUUCAUUUGGGUAAUAUGAGGGAGUUAUUGGAAGGUACGGAUUUUGACGAAGAAGCACUUCUUUUCGAGUUGAUUAGGUUUUAUAGUUCUUACUACAGUUCGAACCUGAUGACAAUUUCCAUUGUUUCUGACAAAAGUAUAGAUGAACUUGAAAGUCUCGCGAGAACAUUUUUUGAUGAGAUUCCAAAUCUAAACAAGCAACUAAUUACUCCAUUUGACCUAUCACAUGAAAUAACUCAUCCUUACAUUGAUUUAAGGUACAAAGUAAUCCAGGUAAAAUCAGCUGAAGAAAGUCCAUAUUUCACGAUUAUCUUCCCCAUUCCACACCAAAGUCCGCUUUGGAAGUACAAACCAGCCAAUUAUAUUUCAUUUUUCUUCACAGAUUACUCUGAACAGUCUUUAUACAGUUAUUUCAAAAAGAUUGGAGUUAUCUCUGGUUUGGAAACCAUGGUUGAGAUAAAUGAUAAUGGGUUUUCAAACUUUGUUAUCAGAUUUAACUUAAACUCUAAAGGUGAGAAGGCUAUUGUUAAGAUUCUAGAGAUUACAUUAUCUUUCCUAAAGCUAAUUAAGGAAGUUUCAAUUUCAGAAACUAUAAUAAAUCAAAUUAGAAAGAAAAGACAGACAAUCUUGGAGGCUUCAACUGAUGCUCUUUAUCCGGAACUUUCUAGAAAAAUUGUUAACGUGUUUUUGAGAACAAACUGUUCACCUACGGAAGUUUUAUAUGCAGGAGUAUCAAUGAAUAGGAUUGACUUCAAUCAUGUUAAAGAGGUAAUUGAUUACUUGAAGUAUGAUAAUAUGAUAUUAAUUCUUGAAAAGAAAGCCUUCAAAAAAAGUGCUUCUAACAUUCUCCUUUCUAGCCAAUUCUUCUCGGAUAGCAAAUGGAAAACUGCUGGAAAGUCCAUAUCUUCUUUUUUCAGAAGCAUAAAUACAGCUUUCCGUAGAACUAAAUUAGGAGUUUUCCCAAAAUUCUUGAGGGAGGAGCAUCUCGGAGGUGAGUAUUUGCUCGAGGAUAUUCCCGAUAAAGUUAUUGGGGUACUUCAGUCUGUUAAUUCGACCUUGGCAAAUGACAUCCUGAAAAUACAGAUGCCUGGUAUUGACCCCAAGUUCCCAAGAAAUUUCAUAAUUUAUACAGAAGACGUUCCGAAAAAAGAAUUCCCUGUCUCUCUUUAUUAUGCAAUUAAAGAAUUCAAACAGGCUAAAAACUUUACUGAGAUAAGUUUAUCAGAAGCCUCAGAUAAUUCUACAGACUUUUCACAUUUACAUUUGUCAAAUCCAAUAAAUCCAAGAGAUUUGGUAAUUGCUUUAAGUACAACAAAAAUGAGUUCUAUUUCAAGAAGUUUUUGUUACCUUCCAACAUCAUUCAACCCCGACGUAAUGAUAUCUGUAAAACUACAAGUACCGAAAAACCCUCCAAAGGAAUUCAGCUACCCAGAAAAACUAGCAAUACUAAUGUUUUUGUUCCAAAAUACCUUAUACGAUGUUCUACCAAGCAACUUAAAUGAAAAUUUCUUUUUUGAGAGAAACUACCAUCUUUGGGAAUUACAAGAGUUCUUUUAUGGUCUGGAAUUCAGUUGGAGAGGCUUUUCUUCUAUUUUCCCAGAUAGCUUAAAUGAAAUUGCAAACAUUCUUUCCACAUUUGGAAAUUCAAUUAAGCAAGCGAGUUUCCAGAAUGCAAAAAAACGCUUCCAAGACAUUAUUGAUUCGUUCAAGUCUGAGAAUGAUAACCUAAAACUUCUUUCCCUCUCUUACCAGUUGCUUGAUCCAGGGUUUAUGAAAAUUGGCAGACUUGAAAAUGAACUCUACAAAAUUACAAUGCAGAACCUGAUUGAUUUCGUUAACUUCUUUCUCAAUAGCUUUUCAAUUUCAGGAUCCAUAUUUGGAAAUGCGACCCCUGUACAAAUCAAAUAUUACUUAUCCUCUUUCGUGAAUACAGUUCGUAAAGUGGACAAUUUAUCUGAACUCGAAGAUCAAUCUAAUGCUAAGAUAAUUAAUGUAGACGAAAAAGUAGAUCUAGGUGGCCCCAAAUUUUUUGAUGUUCUUGAAUCUGAGGAAUUUGGCUUUGAAGUGAGAGAAAGAAUGCUUAGGUCUAAAGACAAAAAAACAACAGUGUCUAAAGAUUCUAAAAAUAACAAUAAUCAAAGUAACAAACCCGAUGAAGUUGUUGAUACAAACCAAUACAAGCUGAUUAAUGUUGAGAAUCUUGGUUACACAAGAAGUUCAUUUUAUGAUAUGAAUAGGCUGCCAUAUAACUAUAGUAACUCUUACUUCUUUUUUACAAAUUCCGAUAAAGAUAGCAAGAAUAACAUUGUUUUCCUUCAGAUACAUUAUGGUUUUUAUAGUGAACAGAGUUUGGCAUUUCUACAAAUAGUAUCAGAGCUCAAUUCCUACAAGUAUUUCAUAGAAUUCUCGGAAAACAGAUGUACAGAUUGCUCUCUGAAAAUACUUCCAAGAAUAAUACUCGGCAAAUAUUUAGUUCUUGAAUUCAAGCUCCAGUCUACAUCCAAAAACAUUAAGGAACUUGGAGAGCUUCUUAACAACUUCUUCCAGACAUAUUAUUCUAGGCCAUCGAAGAUGGUUUCAAAAUCGGAAGUCCAAAAGGCAAAAGAAUUUUUAUUAUUGCUUGCCAGAAACGCAAGAUUAGCAGAAAACAAUGGCAAUUUAAUGACACCAAAAUCCAACAAAGUUUAUUACGAAGGUUCUGAUUCAGAGGAUUUAUUUACGCUAUCAUCUUUUUAUAUGGGAUUUUCCAAGCACACUCAUCUUUUGUGCUCAUGGAAAAAAGAUUAUAUUGAAUUCAUUGAUACCUUAACGUUUGACCAAUUUUUCAAAUAUUGGCAGUAUUUUAGCAACUCUUCAAGACUUUUCAUUUCAUAUCAAUCUCAUAGCACAAACUAUGAGCUAUUUGAGUCACUUGAAUCAUAUUUGCCUCAAGGGUUCACUAGACUCUCAUUUGUAGAAAGCCUUUAUGACAUAAAUGAACAACAAACUAUAUAUAACAUCUAG